Messenger RNA from Emiliania huxleyi CCMP1516, 156 nucleotides. RefSeq lists its product as hypothetical. Lineage: Eukaryota; Haptophyta; Isochrysidales; Noelaerhabdaceae. The record is from RefSeq and is a predicted model, not a curated record. The transcript has 3 exons. Bases 1 to 156 code for a protein of 51 amino acids.
AUGCGCGACCACGAGUCUGAGCCGCGGGCGCUCGGCGCCAAGUGCAGUGUCACGCUCGCGCUCGAGCGGGCCCCCGCGUGCGCCGAGCUAAUUGCAGGAGAGGGGUGGGCGAAAAGAUCAGCGGCAGCUGCUUACCCUCUGGGGGCACUGCGCUAG